AUGGAGAGCAUUCAUUUACGGAUGAGUAUGGCUGAAAUGGCGUUUCAGCACGACGAUAUUAUUGACGACAUGGAGUUUGCCAUUCGACGGUUCCCAGAAUGUUGCGAGCAGUUAGUUCCUCAUGUUAUUCGAUUGAUGCGUUCACCCAUUGAAUCGAUUCGAGCUUCAGCUUUCGGCUUUGCUCUUGACAUCAUCACUCAAAAACCUCAGACCCGAUGUCAACUGAAGGAGGCUUAUAUUAGUACAAUGCAAAGUAAUGAUCUGGACGUUGCACGACAGGCUAUCACCUUCUUGCCGGACUUUCGUGAACGUGUGUGUAGUUGA
Molecule: messenger RNA, 324 nt
Organism: Cooperia oncophora
Lineage: Eukaryota; Metazoa; Nematoda; Chromadorea; Rhabditida; Trichostrongylidae
Source: the annotation of a GenBank genome assembly